AUGUUGGAGCACAUGUCCCGGAAUUGCACAAAGGAUAACGAGACCAAGUCUUCGUUCACUUCCAAGCUGAGCUUUUCUGCUGACAUAUGCGUGGGACUUGCCAUCCUUUCAGUAGUGUUCCUUUCCGUUAUGGGCAACGGCAUUGUUCUGGUGAUCUGCUACCGUCGCCGCAACAAGAUGGUGGGCUCUGAGCUGCUGUGCGUCAACCUGGCUGUGGUAGAUUUCCUGUGCUGCAUCUGUUUCUACCCGCUCUCCAUUAUUUCAUCCUUUCACCAUGCGUGGCUGGGGGAAAACGUCACGUGCAUCUACUAUGGCCUUGGCUGCUACAUCUUUGGCCUGUGCGGCAUGUUCACCAUCGCCGCAAUAAGCAUCAUCCGCUACCUUAAGAUAUGCUACAGCUUGGUUUCGGAAUUGUGGCUGGAGAAGCCCAACAUCAGGCUUGUGUGCUGUGUCAUCUGGCUGGUGUCUACAGUGUGGUCCAGCUUCCCUCUCUUUGGCUGGGGUGAAUAUGUCCCCGAGCCUUAUGGACUGUCCUGCACCAUUGCCUGGCGAGGCUACCACACCUCAGCCAAGGAUGCCUUUUAUGUCAUUUGCUCCUUUGUGUGCUUUAUACUAACCCCUAUGCUGUUCAUAGUAAUGUCACAUUGCCAGACACUCUACAAGAUCUCACGCUUCUCUUCUUCACUGUCUGCUCGAGGAAUCCACAACAACCUGCGACGUGCUGAGAAACGACUUUCCAUGAUGUUUUUCUGCAUAAGUCUCGGCUUUGUCAUCGCCUGGAUGCCGUAUACCAUCGUGUCUUUCCUCUUCAUAUUCCACAAGGAGGACCAUUACAUGUCUCCUGAGGGCUUCGUUUUCCCUGCCCUCUUUGCCAAAAGUUCCCACGUCUACAACCCGUUCAUUUAUUUCUACUUCAACAAGACCUUCCAGAAAGAGCUCCGGUCCCUGCUGGACAUUAUCUGUCCAAAAAUGGGAAGGAAUCGGGUCAGCGCCCACAACGCUUUAAACAUCCAAGCUCCUGAUCCCAUCCAUAUCCAACUCCAAGAGAGACCCCAUGUCCACAAGAUAUUUGCUUUAUCUAGGAGUUGUACACAGAGCAAAAGCAAAACAUCAGGCAAAGAUACCAAUGGUAACCACGGCCUCAAAAGAAGAGUCAACACCUGUUGGGGGUCGACGCCAGGACGAGCCCCAGUUAUUUUGGAGGAAGCAAAGGUCAACAAUCCUUUGCCUCUGUCUGUAACCUCUGUUUAG
Molecule: messenger RNA, 1251 nt
Organism: Nerophis lumbriciformis (worm pipefish)
Lineage: Eukaryota; Metazoa; Chordata; Actinopteri; Syngnathiformes; Syngnathidae
Source: RefSeq, a predicted model, not a curated record